This is a messenger RNA of Aspergillus ibericus CBS 121593, 3671 nucleotides long. Its product is annotated as nucleoporin Nup84/Nup107 family protein. Lineage: Eukaryota; Fungi; Ascomycota; Eurotiomycetes; Eurotiales; Aspergillaceae. Bases 106 to 3243 code for a protein of 1045 amino acids. The transcript has 6 exons. Gene Ontology annotation, biological process: regulation of DNA-templated transcription; protein import into nucleus; mRNA export from nucleus. Gene Ontology annotation, cellular component: nuclear pore outer ring; nuclear pore. Gene Ontology annotation, molecular function: structural constituent of nuclear pore. The record is from RefSeq and is a predicted model, not a curated record.
CGAACCCUCCUGGGAAGCUUAAGGUCCCUCGCGAAACACUCCUCCUUCUCCCAUCUUCCCCGACUCACCCCCUCCCGACCAGUCCCCCGGAAUCUCCGCGCGCUCAUGGCUCCCUUGACCAGGGCCACGGGCCCGGGCGCCCCUGCUGGUUUCACGUCCAUCAACCCCUCCCAACAAUCGACACACGAGGCGGAAAUCAUCGAGAUCGAGGAUGACGACGAUGAAUCAAUGGAAGAUGAAGGCGAUGCCCUGGACCCCAACGACGAUGACGACGAGGAGGAAAUGGAAGACGAUUACGUCGACGAAGACGAGGAGUCGGAGGACGAGUCUGCUGAUGUGAUGAAUGGAAGUGAAUCGCCGCUGGACCUGGGCUUCGCUCCGAAUGGACACAACGGACUAGAUGUCGCAACUCCGGACCUAUUCACCUCGGCGGGCGCGCAGGAGGCAUUGCAUCCCCUUCGCCGCACUGCAGAUCGAGUGACGCGCCAGAUCGAGGCUUUCGCCGAGAAAUUGGACCGUUUCAAACAAAAGGGCAAUCGCUCCGAUGAAUUUGCAAACUACCAAGCUGCCUAUCAAUUGGUGAAGAGCUACCAGACCCUUGCGCAGGACGCCAUCGGCGAUAUCUCGAAACAGAACACAUUGAAGCGGGCCAAAUUGGGGUUGGGUGCUGCUCGAAGCAACGGAACGUCCCUGGAUCCCAAGACCGAAGAGGAGCUUCAGCGACUACAGCUGGAAGCCGACACCUGGCGGCUGCUCCUUAAUCUCAUCAGCAUCGACGAUCCGCCCCGCAGAGCGAGCUGCAAGCAAGCACAAGAAACUGUCUUCCAAAAGCUCCACCGGUACUCGUCCGAUCGCGAAGUUUGGGAACAGUUCUUGUCCGCGGACCAUUAUGCGACAGAAUGCGUCAUCGUCAUGAAGUGGCUGGAACACACAGCAAAGACCACCAGCAAAGACAUGGACUCGCUAAUCACCGAGUUAGAAACACAGGCCGAAAGAGGACAAGGACUGUGGUCGCAUGGCUGGCUUUACACCAAGGAAGCAAUCAAGGGACAAAAGCGACUGCGAGCCUGGCCUCAACCUCUCGAGCCGAACAAUCCGGGAAUCUCCGAUUCGCUUCUGAGCUCGGACAAAUCAGAGCCAUUGGUUACUCAAUUAGAUCCGGACGCCGUUACGCGACAGAAGCACAGCCUGCAGACGCAGGACCAAUUUUACGAGCGCGCUACCUGGAUGACUUGCUGGAAGAUGCUGAGGCACGGAGAGAGUUGGUCCAAGAUCCGGGAGUGGUGCGCAGAGCGGCUGGAACAUUGGCGAGCAGUCAGCAUCUGUGGAUCUAGCGUGGAUGUUGAGGCCCACACGGGCAGGACGCCUGUCGAUGAUGGACACACGCGCAUGAUGAACUGGCGCUCUCAGGAUUCCUGGCGGGCCGCCUGCACUGCUCUGACACGGAGCUCAUAUACGGAGGACUUUGAGCGGGCGGUUUAUUCCUUGCUCUGCGGUGAGACGGAAGCGGCCUUCAAGGUCUGUCAUACCUGGGAUGACUACCUCUACGUCUACUUCAACAGCGUCCUACUCUCCCGCUACCAGGGGUUCUGCAAGCAGUUCCAGCGGAAGCUCAGUCAUUCGCCCACGGCGCCUGUUUCGUUCGUGCCGGAGCCAGCGGGAUACGCCGAUUUGAACAAGUUCGUGCAGUACACUCGAGGCAACGAUCGUGUUGGAAGCGAGGCUCGGAACCCAUACCGCACGAUCCAGGCCGCCAUCUUGGGCAAAGGAUACGACACGUUCUUCUACUCCCUAGCCAACGCCGUGUCCCAGGUCGCGAACAGCCGAUCGGACCAGUCAUCGUUCGUACCUGAUGUGUCGCCGACAUCCGUUGAUGACAGCUUUGUCAUCACGGCUGAAGAUGCUGAUGCAUUGCGGAUUGCCACUCAUCUCUACAUCGUCACUUGUUCCAUUGGAUACGUCCGCGCCGACACUCAGUUCUACAACACCGCUUGCGUGAAUGUGAUUGGGUAUAUCGCUAAUCUGGAGGAAGCCGGCGUCGUGGAUAUCAUCCCUGCCUAUGCGUCCCUUCUCCCUGAAGAAAUGGCGCAGUCCGUUCUGGCUCAAGUCUUGAUCGAAAUUGUGGACCCUAGAGAGAGGAGGCUACUGGUUAGGCUCAUGGAGAAGCAUGGCAUUGAUGUCGAGGCGGUUCUGCAAGCUCAAUGGGAGUGGGUGAGCGCGAGUGUCUCUGCCAUUGACCACACCCGGACGGUCAAGCAGUACCCGAAGGUUGUGACCCGCAAGGAUGGCAACUAUGAAUUGGUGCCCGUGAAGAAGGAUUUCAUCGGCACCGAGGUAUCCGAAAACGACGAACGGGUCAUUCGUAGUCUCGAGUGGCUUCGCUACGUCGAUGGACAGUGGGGUCGGAUCUGUCAGCUGGGAGCUCUGUUGUACCGGAAAUUCUAUACUUCGGGCAGACUCUCUGCAGCACGGGAGUUGAGUCGGCGGAUGAGACUUUCGGACCUCUCGCGAGAAGCGUUCGGGUUUGAUAUUUCUGAAUUCACCCUUGAAAUCGAGGCUGGGCAAGAGAUCAACACCCCGGAACCUUCCAGUCCAAGCAAAUCCAGGCUGGUCAGCUCUCCUCACAAGCGUUCUCGGUCGAAAACCAACGGGGUUGCGUCGGGUAGCCAGACCAGCAUCUUGUUACAGCAAUCGCAGACCAUGCGUGACCUGGAAGUGCUGAUCUUGGCAUUUGCCGCGCUGGAGAAGUUCGCCAUCGUGUUUGAGAAACUUGAAAAGACUAAACGCCGGCGGGAUUCCGGCACUCUCAAGAAUUUGAGGGAAGAGCUGCAGGAUGCAUUGGACGACAGCAGCCUCCACAUUGAUGCUAUGUUAGAUGAGUGGCUAGUCAACUACGAGAAUGACGCGGACCAGGCGGAAUUGGAAGAGAUUCGAAACACCUACCUUCCGGAGUUGUUCCUCGACUACCACAGUGCGAUGUACUACUCGGCGCAUGUGCUCAGUAGCGAGCUCCUGGUGCAAUGCAUGAACCUGGCCACCCAGGUGGCUGAGGUGGAGCACCUGACGAGCAGCUUUGUUGCAUCCCGGCGGGUCGGGGAGUUGGUGAAUGCGCUGGCACUGUCCAGCAAAGCCAUGGUCAACACUCGUGCCAAACCGGGCGUGAGACUUCUGGGGGGCGAGUCGUUGGGGAUCUGGACCGCCGAGGCGCCCGAAGAGGAGAAUGACACGACGCCGGCGCAAUGAAGUGUAUUUUGACGAAGGAUAAACCGGCGUGUAUAUUACCCUCAUAUUUCUCAUUUUUCUACGAUAUUCCGAAUCACUUCUGGCCGGAAGGAUUCCGGGGAUUUUUGCAUGUGACAGGCUCGGAGGGAUCAUUUCCGGCGCAUUUCCAGGGAUUACCUCGACAUGAAAAUGAACAAGAGAUCUUUACGUUUGGACUUUUGAAUCAGGGACAAUUGGUGGGGUGUGGCUGGACUUUGCAAUUGCGGUGUGGGCACUGCAUCCCGGAUAUCUACGUUGCCUGCAGAUAAACUUGCUGCUCUGCCCAGCACUGCCUCAUUGACAUAGAGGCAGCUAGUACGGAGUACUCCGUAAGACACGGUGCAAUAGGAUAAGCAGAGACUAUCGAUAUUAGUUCUAUACUACUUGUCACAGCCAAUGGCUAUCUUGAU